AUGCUAAUGUCAGCUCUCGCCACCAUGUCACUUAUCGGAAUCUGGUCAUCUCGACGAGCGUUCGGUGUCUUCACUCUUGUCUUCAUGAUCCACACAUUCUUCUAUUCGAUUUUCAAUCUCUUCCAUGUCAUGGUCAUUGUUGUGAAGUCAUUUGAGGAUCCGUGUCGGUUUUUUGAAUCUUCUGGACGACUUUCGGAUAGUGUUUGUCACGUUGUCAGUGGCGUCAUUUUGGCCUCAGCAGUGGUUUGGUUGAUUGCUACGACCCUCGCCUCGAUCGCUGUCUUCUUCCGUCUGACCACUACAGCAGUUUACACGCGAAGCAUGGCAACCAGCCGAUCAACUGACAACUCGACACCCCAACUAAUCAGCAGAAAAUCGAUUGGAUCGGAGAGAGAAGUGGAGGCGCAGACACCGAGAAGAAUUAUGACGGAUAUCUUUGUUUGA
Caenorhabditis remanei is the source of this 444-nucleotide messenger RNA. RefSeq lists its product as uncharacterized. Lineage: Eukaryota; Metazoa; Nematoda; Chromadorea; Rhabditida; Rhabditidae. The record is from RefSeq and is a predicted model, not a curated record. The transcript has 2 exons. Bases 1 to 444 code for a protein of 147 amino acids.